AUUUCCUUUUAGUCCAUCGCUUGUCUUUCGAAGGCUGCACACUGUUAGCAGUUUUAUAUUGGUUUUGGUCCAGUAAUUUCAAACAAACAACAUGGAACAGAUCAAGAAGAAGAUGGCCGUUCUUCGUGAAAGUCUUGCCGAGGCAGAAGGUCGGGCUGACAAGGCAGAAGCAGAAUUGAAAGAGGCAAAUGAAAGAGCGUCAAACGCUGAAACAGAAGUUUCUUCCUUGACCAAAGAGUUGCAGCAAAUCGAAGAUGAACUUGACGCUGCAGAAUCCCGCUUAGGUUCGAUAACAGAACAACUGAAAACAGCAGAGGCCCAGGCAGAUGAAAGUGAAAGAGUAAGGAAGGUCCUGGAGAACAGGGGAAUGGCUGAUGAGGAACGAUCCUCCCAGUUUGAAGCCAAGCUGGCAGAGGAGCGUGACCGAGCUGAAAGAGCUGAGCAAGAAUAUGAAGAGAUUGCUAAUAAGAUCGCUGCGCUUGAAGUGGAAUUGGAGGAAACAGAAAGUAGGGCUGAGGAGGCAGAAGAACAAGUGAAAACUCUUGAGGAAGAAGUUACUUUGGUUGGAAACAAUUUGCGAAGUUUAGAGGUCAGCGAAGGAGAAGCAACCAGACGAGAAUUGGACUAUGACGGCAAAAUUAAGAAACUGGAAAAAGAGUACACAGAAGCUGAAGAGAGAGCAAAUGAAGCUGAAACAAGGGUUACAGAACUCGAGAAAGAGAUUGGUCGCUUGGAAGAGGAUUUGGAGGGUGCUAAGUCAGAUUAUGCAAAAGUCAAGGAAGAACUUGAUUCUACCAUGCAGGAGUUGAACGAAAUGUGAGAUGAGAACCGGUUGGCUGUGUACUUUCAAUGACAAAGUUCCUUUGUUGGCUUUAAAUUGUGUAAAUUAGGAGUCAUGGAUAAACAGGAUAGCUUGAUUUUAUUUUAUAGAUAAGACUUUUUUUUAAUUUAAGUGUAGGUAUUUUUCCUUAUUAAAUGAAGUAAAAGAAAUCUCCUAAAUGGUGAUCAUUUUCCUCCGCACUUGUGGUUAGUGUACUUCAAAUUAUGAGUUAUGUGUAUUUUUCUUUUUAGUUGUAAUGCAUUAACUUAUUGCAUCACAGUAACUAUUUGUCAUCAUUUAAACCCUUUAAAUAUGCCUGGCCAUACUAUUUUUCAAGUCUUCUAUUUGCAGUUAAAAACUGUGGGUUAGAGUCACCAAAAAUGGUGUGACACUGGCAUAAGCUGCCGUGACACUACACACACCGUGACACUAAACACACUUCAUAUGAUCCAUCAUGAGCAGUUGCAAACUAUAGCCUGCUCUGUGUAUUUCCCUGUAAUGGUUCCCAUCUACUGCUGUGUUCGCUUAAAGAUCAAUUUGAAAGCUAUUUCCAACAGUUCAUUUGCUGUUGAUCAAAUUCUUCAUGUAACCUAGCCACAAUUUUUCAGUCUUGUCCUCCAAGUUCUGUUGUUUCGUUAACCAUCACAGACCAAUCAAAUUAUUAUUAUAGCAAGUAAUAGUGUGAAAUUUUAGGGAAAUAAAACCUGUUUUACCAUU
This is a messenger RNA of Orbicella faveolata, 1537 nucleotides long. RefSeq lists its product as uncharacterized. NCBI's taxonomy places the organism in Eukaryota, Metazoa, Cnidaria, Anthozoa, Scleractinia, Merulinidae. The record is from RefSeq and is a predicted model, not a curated record.